UGCGGAUCUUCCUUGCACUUGGUAGCGUGUAGCGGUGUCACGUGAUCCCACAAAGUUACUUUACGGAAGUGAAUUGUGUGCUGGAGCGGUGUGUACAUGUAACCUAUUAACUAUUUUCAAGCUUUUACUUUGAUUUAGGUUUUUGGACUCGUUUUAAAUCUGUCUUUGUCUCAGCGGAGGAAUUAUGUGGAGUGUCGGCUUCUCUGAUAGACAGUAGGCAUGAAGUGUCUUCUGGUUGCCACAGAAAGUGCUGAGGUCCUUUUCUACUGGACUGACCAAGAGUUUGAGCAGAACAUUAAGAAGCAGUAUGGGAUGUCGCAAGAGGAGAGCGGAAGACCGCCAGCCUUUGCGGAUAGUAUCAACACAUUGUUUGCCCCAAUCAUCAUCUCCUGUAGCACUAUGAUCGACCGACUUGGGGACGGCUACAUGUCUUUCAGUACGGAAAAUGGUCACAUUUAUGCACUACAUCAGUUUGAAGAAUGUCUAUAUAUUGCUGUGAAUGGGGACGGUGAGGAGACUUAUGAGGAUCUAAAGAGGAAGAUCUUUGUCAUGAAGAAGUUCACAGAGAUCCUUUUUGGCAUGGUUACACUCAGCAGCUCCCUCUUAAAGAAAGAAUUGCGGCCUCCAGACACAGAGCAGAGAAUCCGUAUAUGGAAGAAGCUACAGAGACUCCUUGAAACGUACAGCCGCUUACGAGAGCAGGACCAAAGUUUUCUAGUCGAGGCAGUUGAGAGGCUGAUCCACCCCACGCUGUGUGAGCAGUGCAUUGAGUUUUUGGAGCGGAGACUGGUGCAGCAAAUGAACAGCAGUGGCGAGAGAGCAGGAGAAGAGGUGCUGCAUGCCUUCAUCCUGGUGCACACCAAAUUAUUAGCUUUCUACUCAAGUCGUAAUGCCAGCACUCUUAGCUCUUCUGACCUGCUGGCACUGAUCAUUAUUGUACAGGAUCUUUAUCCCAGCAACCUUGAGCUUGAUGAAACUCCUUCUGAGGAGGUGGACAGUAUUUCAGCUCCUGACAUCUUCUAUACUCCAGAGCCUUCUCCUAUCGAGCGAGACUCAGGUCACCUGAGUAGUGACAGUCCUCCUGUCUUCCAGUUUGUGGAUCCUGAUGUUCAGAUGGCUGAAGACAGUCUACAGACUCUUCAGCUACCAGUCUCUGACCCCAUGACUCCAACCAGAGUAUUCCUGGAAGCAACAUUUAAGGAGGGCUUCUUUCCCAUGAUGCCCCACUCCAUGUACUGUUUACCUCUGUGGCCUGGCAUUACUCUAGUGCUUCUGACCAAGAUUCCUAACAGCCAGGUGGCCAUGUCAGUCUAUCAGUUACUGGAGGCCUUUACUAAGCUGGAAAAGAGGCUGAGUGAAGGGUUAGAGGGGACAGCAGCUUUGCGCAGUCAAUCCCCAAUCCAGGAACUCCGUAUCAGAGUGGACAGGUUCAUCAGAAUGCUGGCCAGCAUGGACAUCCUGACCUCACAACUUCAAAACACCUGGUCAGAGUUCAAGAACAAGGCUUUCACUCGGUCAGGACCUGGCAUCACAAAAGCGUUGGUGCCUUCAUGUCGUAGCAUUAAGACUCAGCUGUGCGGUGUGUACCAGCAGUGUUUUGCAGCUGCGUGUAUGGGGACUAAUCAGUGUCUCUCCACUACGCUUCAAGAACGGGCGCUGAACAUGGUGCAAGAAAAGCUUAUAGACUGGAAGGACUUUCUGUUGGUGAAGAGCAAGAGAAAUAUAACCAUGGUGUCAUACCUGGAGGAAUUCCCUGGUCUUGUGCAUUUCAUUUAUGUGGAUCGCACUGCAGGACAAAUGAUUGCGCCAUCUCUCAGUGUGACCGAGGGCUCUGCUUCAGAGCUGGGAAAAGGCCCCAUAGCACACUUUAUUAAAAACAAGCUGUGGAGUCUUGUGGCAACAACAAGGCAUUAUUUGCAGAAAGGCUAUACUACUGUGACUCUACGAGAUGGAGACUUCUACUUCUGCUACUUCUUAUGGUUUGAGAAUGAAACGGGUUACAAGCUAGAGGUGGUAGAUAUUCCUAACCUUCCUGAUGACUCAGCUCCUAUAGGAAUGCUUGCCUGGGAUUAUUACAGGAAGCUGCUGCGCUACUACAGUAAAAGUCACCAGAAUGAGCUGGUAAAGUGCUAUGAGCUGCUGACCGUGCACCUCGGCGUUGUCCCCACUGAGUACAUCCUGCAGCAUUGCAGCCAGCUGGCCCGCAAGCUAUGGGAGCCAUCACGCAUUCCGCUCUUAUGAACACCUCUGAGUGCUUCCUGUGUGCAUGCGAGAGCUUAUUGAGGCCAUCUUUAUUCCACAGCUGCUGGAAUGCUCUGCCCUGAGCCACUGAGCAUUCUUCCGUGCAAUAAUCUCUCUCUGCUGUGUCCAUUCCCGAAAAAGGAUUCUUGUUCCUGCACUGCUUUGAGACAAUAAUGAUUAGGUUGUAUGGAAAAAUGCGUCUUGAUGUUGAUUGGUCAAGAUCAAGCCUCUUUCCAGAUUAUUGCACUGAAGCUUUCUAAACAGGAAAUGUAGUAUGAUGAUGUUACUUUGCUAGUGUUGGAACAAUACUUAACCCAUUGCGUGCCUUUUUUACCAUUUGUCAUUUAGGAUAAUAUUGUGCGAGUAAGCACUCAAAAACGUUGUUGUGAAUGUUUAUUGAAAAACCAUCUCAUAAUAACAUCUGCUGUCAUACUGUAGCCUUUGCGUAGUUUCUAAUAAUAUGUGUAUGUUGCUUUAAAUAACGAUCUGUUCAUAUCUGGUUACUGGUUAAAACUUUUGACCUCAUAUAUAAAGUCCAGGAUUUUCACAUUCUUUUCACAAACAUGAUAAAUUUUGUUUUGAAAAUGAAGAAAUGACUAUACUGCUUUGAGUACUUCAUUAUAUCAUGCUAUAUAAAUAUGUUCACCUUUUCCAA
Ictalurus furcatus (blue catfish) is the source of this 2896-nucleotide messenger RNA. It is a transcript of the gene hps1, whose product is annotated as HPS1 biogenesis of lysosomal organelles complex 3 subunit 1. The transcript is spliced from 18 exons. Gene Ontology annotation, biological process: vesicle-mediated transport; melanosome assembly. Bases 220 to 2241 code for a protein of 673 amino acids. Lineage: Eukaryota; Metazoa; Chordata; Actinopteri; Siluriformes; Ictaluridae. Gene Ontology annotation, cellular component: BLOC-3 complex. The record is from RefSeq and is a predicted model, not a curated record. Gene Ontology annotation, molecular function: guanyl-nucleotide exchange factor activity.